UUCUUCCUUGGUGAUGAAGUGGAUUAAUGAUGUGAAUUUCUCACUUUUUUUCGGAUCACCUUAGGGGAUUAGGAUUUAACGAAACUCGUAUCAAAGGCAAUUCCGAAAACCCUUAUGUUGUUUCAUGUAAUUUAGUGUGCCAUAUGUUGCCUUGUCUUGAUCUCUAGUGUGUGUUUAGGGAGACGAUGCAAAAAGUUGUGGUGUUGACAGGAGCAGGGAUAUCAGCGGAAUCAGGCACUCCAAAUUUCCGUGGAGAAGGUGGUCUGUGGAGCAACUUCGAUGCUACAGAACUUGCUACCCCGGGUGCUUUUGCAGAAAAUCCCUCCCUAGUAUGGGAGUUUUAUCAUUAUCGUAGGACUAUCGUUGCUGUAGCUGCACGUAAUGCAGGCCACUACGCUGUAGCUGCAUUGCAGAGGAGAUGCAGACGCCAAGGGAAAGACUUCAUUCUCCUCACUCAGGACACUAUGGCUCUCCCUCCUCACUACACUUCCACAGGAUUCAAAGCUACGGGACACAGAUUAACAACUGCUCUCGCAAACCCACAACUCUGCAACAAGUUCGGCAAUCUGGAGGCACCACUGAAUUGGGGUCGAGAAACAUGUAGCAAGGAAACUGAUACUCGAGGUGCUGCGGAUUCGUUCAAUGACAAAAGGAAGAAGUCGUAGACACUAGGAAGCAAACAGUGAGAGAGGGAGGGACCUAGAAGGUUGUUGGGAAGUCCAUGGUAAGGUGAAGAAGCUUGCUUGCUGAUAUAUGUAAUUUUCUCUCACAAAUUCAGAGUUCUUAUGACAUA
Molecule: messenger RNA, 793 nt
Organism: Physcomitrium patens
Lineage: Eukaryota; Viridiplantae; Streptophyta; Bryopsida; Funariales; Funariaceae
Source: RefSeq, a predicted model, not a curated record